Molecule: messenger RNA, 2185 nt
Organism: Ahaetulla prasina
Lineage: Eukaryota; Metazoa; Chordata; Lepidosauria; Squamata; Colubridae
Product: olfactory receptor 10K2-like
Exons: 1
Coding region: 1183-2142 (319 amino acids)
Biological process (GO): G protein-coupled receptor signaling pathway
Cellular component (GO): membrane
Molecular function (GO): G protein-coupled receptor activity; olfactory receptor activity
Source: RefSeq, a predicted model, not a curated record
GGAAUGAAUCCUGCAACUGAUUGUUAGCCACUCUGUACACCUCAGUUCCUUCUGCCAUGAAAAGAAUAUAGAUCAAGAUUUCUGAGGGGAAAGAUCAAUGAAUGGGGACAUAUCUGUAAGGUUUUUUUUUUCUUUGCUUUUUUUUUGGGGGGGUACUGCCUGUAAUUCUGCACUGGAAGAUAUAUUGGAUAUUUCCAAUUUCACACCAAGAAAAGCUGAAUUCUGUUUUGAAAACAAAACUCCAAAUAAGUUAAAGGAAAAGCCAGAAACCAAGGAGACAUAUGGCAUUCCCUCAUUUUUGAACUAUAGUACAGUUCCCGCCCCCACCCCCAACUAUUUCUCUCUCAGGCAAGUUAUUUUGGGGAUGGGGUAAGGACAGAACAGAUAGACAUUAAAACAUUCAAUUCAGUGCUGAAUGAAAUAUGUUUGAAUCCAUCUCAUAUACGAUCCCUAAAAUUCAAGGGUGAAGAUCUCAGUGCUGACUCAAAUUAUUUGUAUAAUGCAUGAGAAAGUUGCAUAUGGUCCUUUAAUCAGACCCUGAAUAUUUGAAGCUUUCUAUGGAAACUCUGUUGGUAAUCCUUCAAAACCUACCAAACAAUAAAAAAUUUAAAAUUAUAACUUAAAAUCCUAGGCUCAGCUCCAACUAGAAUAAAGAGCUCUUCAAGGAAAAAUGCAAUUAUGUUUCUGAGGUAGCUGAAUUUCUAUAAUUUUGGAACACUCACUUCAUACAUAUAGGCCUAUUUAAAAAACACACACAAGCAAAACAACUUUUAACAUUCUUAAAAAGCCCUAUAGAUACCAUGUAAAGACAAUUGAAAAGGUAAGUGACAAACAGGUUAUAAAUCCCUCUGAUCUUCAGCAACAAAUAUGAACAUUCUUGGUGGCAGACAUGUUUACAUCAUUUUUAUUUUUACUAAUAUCAAUUGUGUAUUCUUCUUAUGACCCUCUAGGUGACAAUAUUUAGCAAAACAUGGCUGAUCACCAAAAACUAAGCGUUUGGGCUAAGAGAAGACUAGGAGAAUAACUCUUCAGAAUAGAUAGGGAAGUGGGAAAGAAUUCCCAGUGGGAAAGAAUUCACAUUUGUAUUGCUGCUAAGAAAACAUGCCCAUUAGUAGAAACUGAGAAUAAUGUGAAGGAGACUUUGCAUCCUAAAAAUAUCAGCUUCCAACUACAAGAUGUAGGAUGGAGAUGCACAGACAAAAUAGUAGCAUGGAGGAUAAUUUUGUGAUCCUUGGAUUCAGUAGCACUGGAAAUUUACAGUUUGUGCUUUUCGCUUUGUUCCUUCUAAUGCACCUCAUCACGCUCUCAGGACACCUGGCCAUUGUGGUCCUAACUUUACUCGAUCCUGCCCUGCACAUCCCCAUGUAUUUCUUCCUACGCAACUUGUCUUUCCUUGAGGUCUGUUACAUUCUGGUCAUUGUGCCUCAAAUGCUUGCCAACUUCUUGGACAAGAGCAGAAAUGUAUCCUUGACUGCCUGUGCAGCACAGAUGUACUUCUUCAUUGCCUUUGGGGGAUCUGAAUGCUUUCUAUUGGCUUUGAUGGCCUAUGAUAGAUACUUGGCCAUAUGCAACCCAUUGCGCUACACUGUCAUCAUGAACAAGAAUCUCUGCAAACAAUUUUUGGUGAUAGCUUGUAUCAGUGGAUUCACAAUCUCACUGGGACUCACUGGUUUGAUUUUCAGUCUUCCUUUUUGUAGUUCACAUAAUAUUAAUCACUUCUUCUGUGACAUCCCGCCGGUGCUGUUCCUGGUAUGUAAUGAUACACAUGAUAAAGAAGUGGCUGUGUUCCUUGUCUGCACAAUGAUUUUACUCAUUCCAUUCUUGCUCAUUCUGACUUCCUACAUCUUUAUUGCCCAUUCCAUCCUCAUGAUCAAGUGUGCUGAGGGCCGGAAAAAGGCCUUCUCCACCUGUGCUGCUCACUUGAUUGUGGCCGUCCUCCACUAUGGCUGUGCCAUCUUCAUCUACAUCCGUCCAAAGGCCAGCUACUCCCUGAAUGAAGACAAAUUGGUCUCGUUGAUCUACACCAAUGUGACACCUAUGUUGCACCCUAUGAUUUACAGUCUUCGGAAUAAGGAAGUCAAAGGUGCAUUUAAGAGGCUAUGGGAAAAGAAAUUUAUUUCCAUGGGAAACAUAAACAGAUGAAACAUUGACCUGCCAACUACCAGUAGAAAAUGAUCUGACUAUU